Messenger RNA from Enterobius vermicularis (human pinworm), 2631 nucleotides. Lineage: Eukaryota; Metazoa; Nematoda; Chromadorea; Rhabditida; Oxyuridae. The record is from the annotation of a GenBank genome assembly.
AUGAUAAAUAAAAAUGCAACAGUUAUAAAUCCACGCUAUAUACAAAGCUGUUUGGUAACUUGCAGUGAACGACGAGAUUCAAAGCAUUUCUAUUACGAAUAUUAUUUGGAAGCGAAUCCACCAGAAAAUUACAUUUUAUACCUUGGUGAUUGUAAAAGUCGUACGCUGACUAUAUAUCGUCUUGAAGAUGAAAGUCAUAAACGAGAAAAAGGUCGUCGUGAGAAAGGUGAUGAAUUGCCGACCGAGUAUCAGCAUGAACACCGAGCACCAAGAAACAAAUCAUUUUUAAGAAAACUGUGGAGAAAUCGUGCUGGUUCUACUCAUCAAAUUGCAUUGGCUCAUUGUAGUCUGAACGAAUGGCACCAAAAUCCAUUGUCCACUGUAGGAAACAGUUCGGUAGCAACAUUCCGCAUCUUGCCAAAGCCGGAUUUGAUGACCAGUAUUGCUGAAGUACCUGAGUCAGCAGCUAUCAAUGAUGAUUUUUAUGAACUUACUGAGUGCAUUGUGAAAACUGAUGCCGAACUGGACUAUGAGGCCAACUCUGUUAGGAAUUUUUCCGAUUAUGAAUAUGCUGGAGAUUUGGCGGAUGUUGGAGAUGCGAUUCUCGAUCAUAUAUUCAACUUCUGCUCACUUUCUCAGCUUUCUAAAAGAAUACUAAUUUUAGCAGUUAUGCUACGAUGGGAGCAUCCAACAAUUCGCUUGAGCGAUGGAGCAAUCCCACACGCGAUAACGCAACUUCGAGCCUGUUCAACAUCUAAAACUGCAACUUGCAAAAUUCCUGCCGACGUUGAAAAAUGGUUGGAACAGUGUGAUGCAGAUCUUACCUUGGCUGUUCUAUCUUUUAACGGUGCUAUGAAUCAGUUCAGCAAAGAUUACAUCGUUUAUUUCAAUCGUUUUGACAUUUCUUAUUGCGAAAUAGUAUUUAGUACUGCUGACUCUAAGUCGUCAUAUGAUAUCGACUCAGUUUGGAACGUUUUAUUUCAGUUAAGCAAAUGUGGCCAAAUGACUGUCAGACGUAUGCUGAAGCAGUUAGAUAGUCACGAUGACGAACAGCUUGUAGAAUUCACUAAAGUUAGCAUGAAGCUUUAUGAAGCUUAUAAAAAUCUGGCUCGAUUUGCUAAAGACACAAAGUUUGAAUUAACUUUACUUUUUUUCUCUUUUUUUCAGAUAGAAAACAAAGCGUUCCUUCUACACGAAAAGUGGUUUGAAGACUGCAUAGUUUUUUGGACUUACGCGUGGAGGAUUCUAUGCCGCCGAUAUACUUUACGUGCAAUAGAAGAAGAUAUUAGGUCAUGUGAUGAGAAAGUACUUCCAUCAGCUGUUAACUUUUUGGCCAUUCAUAAAGCCUUAUGUGAAGAUUUUGUACAUCUGGAUUUGUCCUCUCAAACUGCUGCUCUCAUGUGCAUACUUAAAAUUGUUCUGGUAAUUGCAGAUGACCUAAUAAUUUAUGCUAAACGAAUGCAAACAGCAGCUAAACAGUUCGAACCUGCAAAGAUUUUGCUUGCUGCUAACAGUAUCGAACAUACUAAACAUUUUGCAUCAGUUCGUGCUGCGGAACUGCUUAAUUUCUCUAAAUUUCAGUCAGAACUGUCAAAAUAUGAAGCAGCUCAGGCAUAUUCUUCAUUUGAAAGUAUCAUAAGCUCUGCCGUAAAAAGUUUUCUUCGGUUUGUGCUAUCAACGGAACGUGCUGAGCAGCUUUUGGCAUAUUUGGACGCUUUUUCAUCACAGCUUGCUGAAGUACUAUUUCCACGUUUAAAUUUAAUCGCUCACCGUCAACUACUGGAUAUCACUGAGAACGCAAUAGCAGUGUCAUUAGCGAGAGGCCAGUGCCCAGCAUACUAUAAACAAGUUGAGGUUGACUGUGACAUAAUUCGCCGAAUUUUACAAAUGAAGGCUUCUGACGCUUCCCCAAGACUCAGCAGAUCACUUUAUUUGAACUCUUUGACGACUAGAGAACUUAUUUUACAGUACUACACCCAGCUGGCUGAACUUACAGAAAAUUUUGAACCUAAUUCUAACACUCCGACCCUGAAACUUGAUAUUGGUUACACCAGAACUGCAAAUCAGCGCAUCUCUAUUUUUAUACACAUAAUUAGUGCCACACAUAUCCCAAUACUGGACACUUUAUCGCAUUCCUCAGAUCCGUUUUGCCGUAUCGAGUUGUUACCCAGAUUUUCUUUUCCUUUACAGCAGUAUCCGCCACAGUCUACGAAAACCCACAAACAGAAUUUGAAUCCUGUGUGGGACCAUUCAACAACUGAAGAAGCAUUUUUUAUAAACGGUUCAGUUGUAUGCAUAACACUCCUGGAUCACGAUCUUCUAACAUACAACGACUUGGCUGGACAAGCUUACAUUCUUCUUUCAAAAAUACCGCGAAUUAAGACUGCACCAAAAAAGCGGCUCUCACAAGUAAAUCUGCCAUUAGUACUGCCACUUAGUGAGCAGUAUCAGGACAUUUUCCAGAUUUUGAUAGACAGAAGUCCUAAAGAUGCGCUUGCCAAGGAAGUUUCAGAAUACGAAAAAUAUCUUCGAGAUUAUAGAAUGUUGCCACCGUCAGCAGAUAUCAGCCGUAGCGAACCGAUUUUUAAAAGACAAAAGUUCAAAAAGCACAAAUGGAAUCUAAUAGUGUAG